Oryza brachyantha (malo sina) is the source of this 814-nucleotide messenger RNA. RefSeq names its product probable prefoldin subunit 5. The transcript is spliced from 4 exons. NCBI's taxonomy places the organism in Eukaryota, Viridiplantae, Streptophyta, Magnoliopsida, Poales, Poaceae. The record is from RefSeq and is a predicted model, not a curated record. Gene Ontology annotation, cellular component: cytoplasm; prefoldin complex. Bases 77 to 529 code for a protein of 150 amino acids. Gene Ontology annotation, biological process: protein folding; regulation of DNA-templated transcription.
CUUCCUCCUCUACCAAUCGAUCUUCCUCCUCGUAUCCUCUCCACCCUCCUCGGCGGCGGCGGCGGCGGAAGCGGCGAUGGCGAGCCCGCAGCGGAUCGAGCUGGACAAGCUGAGCGUGGAGCAGCUCAAGGCCGUCAAGGAGCAGACGGAUCUGGAGGUGAACCUCCUCCAGGACAGCCUCACCAAGAUCCGCUCCGCCGCCACCCGCCUCGAGAGCGCCUCCGCCGCGCUCCACGAUCUCUCCCUCCGCCCCCAUGGGAAGAAGAUGCUCGUGCCGCUCACGGCGUCCCUGUACGUGCCCGGCACGCUGGACGACUCCGAGAAGGUCCUCGUCGACGUCGGCACCGGCUACUUCAUCGAGAAAACUAUGACUCAAGGCAAAGAAUACUGUGAAAGGAAGAUUAAUUUGCUAAAGUCUAAUUUUGAUGAACUAGUUGAGAUGGCUACCAAGAAGAAAACCAUAGCUGACGAAAUGGGUGUGCUUCUACAAGCCAAGCUGAGGCAGUCAUCGCCGAGCCCGAGCUCAUGAGAGCCGACCACACUUUUGUCUCCACCUUGUUAGAUGGCCAGGUUGAGUAGUUUGUGGCAUCCAUCUUAGCCAACAUAGGAAAAUAUUAGCUGCUCUGGUCGUGUCUGUGCAAUGGCAACCGGUUCACUUCGAUGUUUAUUGAAAGAACCUGCCUCAUCAAGUUGCCCAGAAAUUGGGCGUUGGAUAUGCAACGGAGAUUAUAAUUUUAUGGCUUCAGUUGCAAAAGAUAGCCGAAUUGUCAUAAUCAUUCGUGUGGUCGUUUAAAUUUGAAAAGCUGAAUUCAUU